AUGCUCAUUCUCAGGUUGCUCAAUGUGGUAGCCCCAGUCUACUUCUUGUGCAUCUCCUUGGUGACCUUCGUCCUGCAGCUCUUCCUCUUCCUCCCCAACAUGUUCAAGGACCCCACAAUUACCCCUCUCUUCUCUCCAGCUCUGCUACAUGGGGCUCUCUUCCUCUUCCUUUCUGCCAAUGCUCUGGGCAACUACAUCUUGGUGAUUCAAAACUCACCUGAAGAUAUGGGAACUCGAAAGAAUGCAGGGGCUAGAGGAGUGGGUACUCCUUCUGAGUGGCCAGAGGCAGGCAGGAAGGCCUCAUCCUCCUCACAGAGCACCCACUUUUGCAGGCUCUGUGCUAGAGUGACCCUGAGACACGACCAUCACUGUUUCUUCACAGGAAACUGCAUCGGAAGCAGAAACAUGAGAAACUUCAUUAUGUUUUGUCUUUAUACCUCCUUGGCUUGUCUCUACUCCAUGGUGGCUGGAGUCGCCUAUAUCUCCACUGUACUCUCGAUCUCCUUUGCCCAUCCUUUGGCAUUCCUAACACUCCUGCCUCACUCCAUUAGCCAGUUUUUCUCAGGAGCUGUCCUUGGUUCUGAAAUGUUCGUCAUCCUCAUGCUAUACCUCUGGUUUGGAAUUGGACUGGCUUGUGCUGGCUUCUGCUGCCAUCAACUCCUGUUGGUCCUCAGGGGACAGACCCGACGCCAGGUUCGGAAGGGGAUGGUGGUGCGUGCUCGCCCCUGGAGGAAGAAUCUGCAAGAGGUGUUCGGAAAGAGAUGGCUCCUGGGCCUCCUGAUCCCCAUGCUCAAUGUGGGGAGUGAUUACCCUCGACAUAAGGGCAAAUAA
This is a messenger RNA of Gracilinanus agilis (Agile Gracile Mouse Opossum), 831 nucleotides long. It is a transcript of the gene ZDHHC22, whose product is annotated as zinc finger DHHC-type palmitoyltransferase 22. Gene Ontology annotation, cellular component: Golgi apparatus. Gene Ontology annotation, biological process: protein palmitoylation. NCBI's taxonomy places the organism in Eukaryota, Metazoa, Chordata, Mammalia, Didelphimorphia, Didelphidae. The transcript has 2 exons. Gene Ontology annotation, molecular function: palmitoyltransferase activity. The coding region runs from base 1 to 831 and encodes 276 amino acids. The record is from RefSeq and is a predicted model, not a curated record.